Molecule: messenger RNA, 1413 nt
Organism: Drosophila busckii
Lineage: Eukaryota; Metazoa; Arthropoda; Insecta; Diptera; Drosophilidae
Gene: gammaTub37C
Product: tubulin gamma-2 chain
Exons: 4
Coding region: 14-1393 (459 amino acids)
Biological process (GO): mitotic sister chromatid segregation; mitotic spindle organization; mitotic cell cycle
Cellular component (GO): spindle; microtubule; gamma-tubulin complex
Molecular function (GO): structural constituent of cytoskeleton; GTP binding
Source: RefSeq, a predicted model, not a curated record
AAUUUAAGCAAUAAUGCCGAGUGAAAUAAUAACGCUGCAAUUAGGCCAAUGUGGCAAUCAAAUUGGCUUUGAGUUUUGGAAGCGACUUUGCCUGGAGCAUGGCAUUUCACCUGAUGGCGUGCUAGAGGACUUUGCGGCCGAAGGUCAUGACCGCAAGGAUGUGUUCUUCUAUCAGGCCGAUGAUAAUCAUUAUAUACCACGUGCAGUUCUGCUGGACUUGGAGCCGCGUGUCAUCAAUAACAUUAUGACUUCGACAUAUGCAAAGCUUUAUAAUCCGGAGAAUGUUUACUUGUCCAAGCAUGGUGGCGGCGCUGGCAAUAACUGGGCGUCUGGCUUUAGUCAAGGCGAGCGCGUGCAUGAGGAAGUGUUUGACAUACUCGAUAGGGAAGCCGAUGGCAGCGAUUCACUGGAGGGCUUUGUACUAUGUCACUCUAUAGCUGGAGGCACUGGCUCCGGCAUGGGCUCUUAUGUGCUUGAGCGACUUUCAGAUCGUUUUCCCAAAAAGCUUAUUCAGACAUACAGCGUUUUUCCGAAUCAGGACGAGAUCAGCGAUGUUGUAGUGCAGCCCUAUAAUUCCAUACUUACACUCAAGCGUCUGACCCAGUGCGCGGACUGUGUUGUGGUGCUGGACAACACCGCCUUAAAUCGCAUUGCCACUGAGCGUCUACACAUACAAACGCCCACCUUGGCCCAAAUCAAUAAUCUUGUCUCAAACAUAAUGAGCGUCAGCACCACCACCCUGCGUUAUCCUUCAUAUAUGAAUAACAAUCUGAUUGGACUAACGGCACCACUCAUACCUACACCACAGCUGCAUUUCCUAAUGACUGGCUACACGCCUCUUAUUGCAGACUAUGAUACCAAAGCAAAUAUUCGCAAGACAACAGUCUUGGAUGUCAUGCGCCGCUUGCUGCAGCCCAAAAACAUGAUGGUAUCUUCCACUUCCGACAAGCGACACUGCUACCUAUCUAUAUUGAACAUAAUCCAGGGCGAAGUUGAUCCAUCGCAGGUUCACAAGUCACUGCAGCGAAUACGUGAACGUAAACUUGCACAGUUUAUACCCUGGGGUCCUGCUAGCAUACAGGUGGCUCUAUCUCGUAGCUCACCUUAUGUACAAACAGGUCACAAAGUAUCCGGCUUGAUGAUGGCCAACCACACGGGCAUUAGCGCACUGUUUAAUCGCGCUUUGGCUCAGUACGAUAAGCUUAAGAAGCGAAAUGCCUUUCUCGAUCAAUUCCGACGCGAACCAAUGUUUCAGGAUGAUCUAACGGAACUGGAUCUUGCACGGGAUACUGUCGAUUGCCUGUCACAGGAGUAUGAGGCUGCAACCCAGUUGGACUACCGUCAAUGGAGCCCGCAAGCAAAUGCUCCAAGAUUGUUAGCAACUAAAACUUGAGUUUGCAAAUAAUUAUAUCU